CCCGUAGUGAGAGGGUAAAGUGCCCGAUUCUCUCCACUGAUCGUCUGCGCUGUCUUAACUCUCUCUCCAUUUUUUUCAUUUAUUUUUCGCGCAAACGACUGGAAGGUCCCCCCGUCGGUGAAGAACUGGUUUCGCCUAUAAUUUCUUCCAACUAUUUCUCCCCAUAAUUGAUUGAUUGAUUGAUUAUUCUUAUUAUAAGUGGGUUCCGGCAUCCUACGAACUACUAUCAACUGGCUCUGGUCUACUCUCUCCCUCCCUUUCUCUCUUAACCCCCUCCCUCCUUCUUGUUCCCUGGGUCCUCGUUUGAUUCCCUAUGUCUUCUCUCUCUCGAGUUUGAUGGGCUGGUUUCACCGUCAGGAUGUUUCAUUGUAUCGAACCAUUGUUUCUAUUGUUAUGUAUUGAUGGUCAGAGACUAAGUCUCAUGGUCGGUUGAUCAACCCGAUCUCUUUCGCCUCACUUGAUAUUCCUAUUGCUUUUCGACGAUCCAAACCACUGGUUACUCGGCAGGUGAUUGUCGCCAACCAUGAGCUCCAUCACAUGCCAUCGCCAAUCGCAUGCCCACGGCGGCUAUCCUUACAGCCUGCCGCACGGGCAUCACCAUAAUAAUAGCAACAAUAGCCGCCCUCUCCACAUAGUCCAAACUACUACGCCAACUGCUCUGGGUCCAGGCACCGCGAAUAAUCCGUCUUGCCUGGCUGGAUCCCAGCUACCUCCAUCCCUUGAGAUUUCUUCACCUAACCUGAAUGUCCUGUCCGAUACGAAAGCCACCUUGGAACUCACUGAAAUCACCGUGGAUACAUGCACCUCCCCAGUCUCUCAUGAUACCGCCGACGAUAUGGGGCUGAGCAUGGAAGUACCCUCGACCACAAGUCCAAACGUCACCCCAGAACUAUCUCCCGUUUGCGACAAACCUCGCAUUCCAAAGCGGAAACGAACUUCAUCCCCACCGUCGCCCUCUUCGACAAGUCCCGGAGACCAUCGUCGUUCAUCCUCUCGAAGCACUCGCCACUCUGCACAGACGGCUCGCCAAAGCUCUUUACAUUCUCAUCGCCGCUCAGCUACCGUCACGGCCCCUCUCACGCCAUCAGUUCCUAGUAAAGAUCUGGAACCCAAGCGGGAAGAUCUUCUGGCCCUGCACCGAGAAUCCUGUCGUUUAUUUCAAGACAGUGAGCGAACUAUCCCAACUCAGUAUGAAAGAGCGUCACUUCCCCCAACUAUCCACGAUAGUCCGCCACACACGCUCCGCACAUCCUCAGAGACCGGUUCACCCCCGGUUUCCCCAGUCUUCCCGACCCGAUUUCCUACAGUCAGUGAGGACUUGACGCGUCAAGACAAUCAGAAGGGCCCCAUGCUCCACACUUCGCCCGUCACUAGCACCACCCAUGAUGAAAGUUAUAUCCCUCCCAUCCAGACCUCGGCCACUGUCAUUGACUGGACAUCCCCGUCCACGCGAAGGCGCGAAUACAAAAAGAUCGAUCGUGCCAGUAGCGGGGUAAGGGGUUUCUGGCGUCGGGUUGCCCCCAAGUGGUGCCAGUUCGGACACGAUCGCACGCCGUUCUUUGAAGAAAAAGACGGUAAAGGAAACUACGAGGGCAGUGUCCGACGGUUUCGAAUGGACCUCCCCGACGAGCCUAUCCCGAAACGUAAAACGAAUGCCAUCGGGGCGCUAAAGCUGAAACAAAAGUUGGUGGCGACUAAAAUGAGCAGUCGUCGAAAGAGCGAAUAGCCGAGUCAUGACGCCACGCUGGUUCUCUGCAUUUUCCAUUUAGACAUUGACAGCCACUGGCUGUGCAACAUUCUUUAGAAAAAGAAAAGCCUGGAGCUUUCCAAAGUUCCGAGUUGUGACGCUCUCACAGAGUGAGGUGUGUUGAACACGUGUCACAGAUUUCUCGUGAGACUUGAGACUGUCAUUGAUUAUUCCCUUGCAUGGGCGGGAGAUUUGAAAUUGUGAUACCCAACAAGCCAUAGACUGGACCGAAUUCA
Messenger RNA from Aspergillus caelatus, 1983 nucleotides. RefSeq lists its product as uncharacterized. The record is from RefSeq and is a predicted model, not a curated record. Bases 524 to 1726 code for a protein of 400 amino acids. NCBI's taxonomy places the organism in Eukaryota, Fungi, Ascomycota, Eurotiomycetes, Eurotiales, Aspergillaceae. The transcript is spliced from 2 exons.